Protobothrops mucrosquamatus (brown spotted pit viper) is the source of this 1915-nucleotide messenger RNA. Its product is annotated as P2Y purinoceptor 8. Bases 93 to 1160 code for a protein of 355 amino acids. The transcript is spliced from 2 exons. The record is from RefSeq and is a predicted model, not a curated record. Gene Ontology annotation, molecular function: G protein-coupled receptor activity; ubiquitin binding; phosphatidylinositol binding. Gene Ontology annotation, cellular component: membrane. Gene Ontology annotation, biological process: phospholipase C-activating G protein-coupled receptor signaling pathway; positive regulation of Rho protein signal transduction. NCBI's taxonomy places the organism in Eukaryota, Metazoa, Chordata, Lepidosauria, Squamata, Viperidae.
CUUGAAUGUAGCACACACUGCAGCAGGGUACAAAUUUAAGCUGUGAGAUACAUCUUUCAAAUUUCCAAGAACAAAGAAAUCAAAUACAGAAAAUGAUUAAAAACGUGUCACUGGAUAAUGCAACAAUGGACAUGCUUAAGAAUCCUGAUAUUAUGAUCAUCUUACCAACUGUGUAUUCACUAGUUGUUAUUAUCAGUAUCCCUGGAAAUAUUUUCUCCCUCUGGAUUCUCUUCUUUCAUAUCAAGCCCAAAACAACAUCAAUUCUUCUCAUGAUUAACCUUAGCCUAACAGAUCUUGCAUUGACCUCCUGUCUUCCCCUUCAGAUUAUAUACCAUGUGAAGAAGAACCACUGGUCUUACGGCAAACAGCUGUGCAGCUACGUCACAAUAAUGUUUUAUGCAAACAUGUAUUCCUCCAUAUUGACUAUGACCUUCAUCAGCUUUGAGCGUUAUUUGGGGGUGGUAUAUCCACUGACCUCCCAGAAAUGGAGAAAAAAGAGAUAUGCAAUUGCUACGUGUAUUAUAAUGUGGUUUUUUGUAUUAUUCGCCUUGUGGCCCCUUGCCUCAACUAACCUGACUUACGAAGUAAAAGAACUGAACAUUACAACCUGUUUUGAUGUCCUUCAAUGGAAUAUGUUUCCCAGUAUUUCUGCAUGGGGAGCUUUCCUCCUGCUGCCCUUUUUUUUUUUUUUCUUGCUUCCAUUCACAGUUACCGUUGCUUGCUACACUGCCAUUAUUUGGAAGCUUAUUCAAGCUUCUCACAAAUAUGGCAAUGGACAGAAGACACGGUCGGUCUACUUGGCUAUAAUAGUGCUCUUGGUUUUCAUCAUUUGUUUUGCACCCAACAACUUUAUCCUAUUGGUACACAUCGUCAGCCGUCUCACAGAGAGAAGGGGUUACUAUCAUAUUUACAAACUCACCUUGUGCCUUAGUUGUCUCAACAACUGCAUAGAUCCAUUCAUUUACUACUUUGCAUCCAAAGAGUUUUAUCAGAAGUCCAUGCAAGUAGUAGGACGGAAGGUGCUACUGAGUGACAGUUCGGAGACUAGAAGGGAAAGUGUAUUAUCUACCAGGACAUCAGCAAGAUUUCUAUCAAGUGGACAUAAGGAUGGGUUGGGCGUGCUUAGAACAUGUUUGCAAAGGCAUGAAAGUGUUUUUUAACACUAAUGCUCAAAGAUGAAGCAAUUAUUCAUUCUAUUUCUUGAAACAAGUAAAGAAUGGUUAUCUCAAACAACUACUGUAUAAGCAAGAUUGGGAAAUUCUAUUCAAUACCAGGCAAAAUUCUUGUCUUCAGAUAUGGCAAUAAUAUACCUAUUGUAAUAUGUAGCAACAAAUAAAAUGUAAAGGAACAUUACCAUCCACAAAUCUCUUCCUAUGGCAGCAUUCAGCAAUGACUGUGAGUCAGGUUCAAGUUGUAUGCUUAAAACAGACACCCUGAAAUCAAUGUUGACUGACUGAUUUCAGUGCAUCUAACUCUACACAUGACUAAACCUGAAUCUACUUCCUUAUGAGGAAACCCAAUAUAUAUUAUAAUCUUUAAAUUCUACCAUAAGAAAACACAAUUAUUUUGUUGAAGUUACAAUCUUUGAACUGAAUUUAAUUAUCUGCCCAAUAUUUAUUUGGGAUUUCCUGGGUCUUUUAUGGUUAAUUGAUAUCCACUUGAGAAUUGUUGUCCACCACUGAUCUGUUUGUUUGUUAUACAAAAUAGCUAGCCAAUUGUCAUUUCCUUCAUUAUGACAUAUAUCAUUAUCAAUUGGUGGGUCCAUUUUUUUUAUUCUAUAAAUGUAUUUUACUUAUGUCAGUAAAGUUCCCACCACCAUUCUUUUUCUCCAAUGUACCAAUUGCAAUUAUCAUAAUUAAAUAUAUUUCAGGGAUUUAUUUACAGAGUCAUUUUCAUGUAUAGUCUAUUGAAGAGA